AUGACUGAACGAGCACCCGCCGCCGACGCACGCCUGCAGCAGGUUCUGGAACAUAUCAACACCACUUCUGAUAUCGGCGCCGUCGCAGCCGAGACAACUCCCUACGACACGUUUACCAGCGCAGCUACUCUACCAGGAAGCGGGCUUCCUAGUGCUGCUACAUCGAUUAAACAGGGCGAGUCUCGGCCGUCGGAACAUGCGACGGUCCCGUCGACAGCCAAGGUAGCUACUCAAGGACGCGUCUUGUACCGCAGUGCUGGUAUACAAACAUUUCCACCAAGCAAUGCCGAUGGUUUCCGCAAGAUCUACGAUCGCGAGCCUACACACCAGGAGCUCGUCAGCAAAAUUGGAUCUGCCGCACUUGGUCGCUACAAGCCGGGACCAUCAGCGCACGACGUCGUUCAGAGCGCGCCAUUCCCCGCUCCAGACGUUUCCAAUAGGCGUGCAAACUAUGUCACCUCAUCGUUUCAGACCAAGGAUGUAGCGCAAUGCAAGAAGGAUCUUCUAAAAGCAAAGGUCAAGGCAUCGCUGUUAGUCAACAAACAGCGCGACGCAGCUCUGUCGGCAGGAUACAAGGUCUGGUCGGAAACAAGAGACGACUACAUCGUACACUCAGAGCAGCUCGACACCAGUGUUCAGUUUGAUCACCAAGGCAACGCGGCCAACGCGAAUGUUGACGGCCUUUCCCUACCCAACAUCUACGGCGAAGAGAUCGAGCCGCGCUCCACUAUCACCCAUCCCACGCAACUCUCGAAUAGUGGGACUCCAGAGACAGAGGUUGGGGUUGACGUGAAAGCAAGGGAGUACACCUUCAGCGCAGCUUCAAGUCUUACGCCACCACCAACGCCGCCCUCACUCAAACAACACGACGCCAAUGCCAAUGGGAGCACUCCUCAGCGCAUUCGAACUGUCGAACCUUACAUACCGAGUGAGAAGUCCGAUCCACCGUCCAUUGAAGAUUACGGCUACGUUCAACUCAUCCCCAAAGAAAUCAGAAAGCAAGACGCGGACAGGGAUAGUGGUCAGGAACAAAAGCAACAGAAGAGAAGGAGCUCGGAGACAAGCGAGCGGGACUCUACGGAGGGACAAAAAGAGGGGUCUGCCGUCAUUGGAAGCAAUGAGGGGACCGUAAUGGUGUUUGGCGACGAGAGAUUUGCGGAUGAGUACAUUGUUCACGACGCCACAAUGUCGAAUGACACAAACUCAGUCACGUUAUCUCGAUCGCCUUCUAAUAUAAGCAAGAAGAGAAAGUCUGUCGACCAAUGCGAGCCUGAAGUAAUUACCAGACCGCUAAAGCGCUUCAAGUCGUCAGCCACUCACACCGAUCCUCCCCCUGUCAGAACGGAUACUAAGACAGGCCGUUUUGUACAAGACAAAGAUGGCAGUGUCGCGCACAAUGACGCGUCGACUGCCAGUAUCGAAUGCGCACAACGCAACGAAGCUCCUGGGGAGGCGAAACGACACUGUGGUCGGUCUAUCUCUCCAAGUCGACCCCGCGAAGGCCAACAUCACUUCGAGGAUGAUCGCCCCUCCCGCAGUUCACGAAGAGAUCGGGAGCCCAGACGGCGAAGCCGAUCUCCAGUUGCCGAACGCGAUGGAAAUGAUUUUAGAGCAAGAAGCAGCGCCAGACAACCGUCUGAGAGCUCAUACAAAGAGAGGCGCCGACUCCACAUGACAGAGUCGCAGCCGCGCCAGGCAGGCCCAACAGAUGGUCUUGCUAAGAUUGACGCAACAAAUCAGAAAGAAACGGAGAAGCAAGCACAACGCUCAAGUGACUCGGACGAGACAGUCCUUGCACGCAAGAAGGAAGACGCCAGGCGAAUGGAGCGAGCGAAGCAAAUUACCGACGAAAAGCGAGAGAAGCAUCGUCAACAGGAAGAAACCGAGAUACGGCGAGCGGAACAGAUCACCAACGAAAAGGUGGCAAAGCGUCGUCAACAAGAGGAAGCCGAGAUGCAACGAGCGCGUGAAGCAAAAAACGAACGGAGAUUGGAGAUCGAAGAGAAGAAGCGAGCUCAAGAGGAAGAGUCUCGUCGCCGAGAAGAGGAAAGGGACAAGCAGCGCCGCCGCCGCCGUCGCGACGAAUCACAACAAGAGGUCAGCGUCGCACGCCCCAAAGUGGGAAGCAAACAGGCUGAGCCAGCUGCAUCGGUGGAUCGAUAUGCACUCGCACGAGAAGUGGAGGCACGACGCCGAGAAAAGAUGUUUGCAGCACGUUCCACGGGUAGAACCGAGAGUCGGCCGCACGAGCAUUCAGCUACUACGAAGGAGAGCAUAGCAGAAGCAGAGCCAAAGAAGCCAGAGAAAAAGGUGGAGGAUGACAAGGUGACAAAAUCGAGAGCGAAACCGAAGGCGAGCCGGACUGCUCGUGGAGAGAUUGAGCGUUACGAUCCGAGGAAGAGGUUUGGUCAUGCUGGUUAG
Molecule: messenger RNA, 2421 nt
Organism: Alternaria viburni
Lineage: Eukaryota; Fungi; Ascomycota; Dothideomycetes; Pleosporales; Pleosporaceae
Exons: 1
Coding region: 1-2421 (806 amino acids)
Source: RefSeq, a predicted model, not a curated record